CAGACCCUAUAAAAGGCCAGCGGAAGGAGCAGCUCGCCUCUAGUCUUUGCUUCCAGAAGCGAGCGAGGAAACAGCUGCAACAUCUGGAGCUCUCCUCCAGUCGUUCUGCUGGGAGUAAGAAGAAAAGCAGGGAGCUUCCAGAGCCAGUUUGAGAAUGUCUCAAGGGAAGAAGAAGAGGAAGAGCUUUCGACAGAGAUCACCGCCUGUCCUUGAAUACUUGCAGGGUAUCCUUCGCAAAUACCCAGAUGGGGGGCAGAUCUUAAAGGAGCUGAUCCAAAAUGCAGAUGACGCAGGGGCAGAGGAAGUGAUCUUACUCUAUGAUGAGCGGAGUUUUGGAACGCAGAACCUUUUUUCCGAGGGGCUGGAGUGCACCCAAGGCCCUGCACUUCUGGCUUAUAAUAAUGGUGUAUUUUCUGAGGCUGACUGGAAGGGGAUUGAAAGCCCAGGCAUCAGUCACAAGAAGAAAGACCCCACUACUGUUGGACGCUUUGGUUUAGGCUUCAAUUCAGUUUACCACAUGACAGACUUUCCAUCUAUAUUGUCUGGUCAGUAUUUGCUUGUGCUGGACACACAAAAUAUAGCGUUAGAAGAUGGUGGUGAACGCUGGGAAGUGGAUGAAUGGGAAGAGGCAUCUGACCAGUUCCAGCCAUUCUGGGCAGCACUGGCAUCGCUUGGCAAGCCUUGCCCAACUACUGAGGGCUACUUCCCUGGGACCCUUUUCCGCUUUCCGCUGCGAUAUAGUCCUUCAAAGAUAUCAGAAAAUUUGUACAGUACAGAACGGGUGCGGGAGCUGCUUCUCGCUUUCUUGAAUGAUGCUCCCAUUAGCUUGCUUUUCCUCAGGAACGUCCGGAAAGUGACAUUGGGCCUAGUUGGGUCAGAUGGUGCCAUCAGUGAGCUACUGAGAGCUGAGGCCACCACAUGCCCACUCAAUGGGCCAGGCCCUAUUGAAGAUGCCACCAAUGCCAAAUUGGACACUGCUGCCCACAUCAGAAAGCUAGCUCUUGGUGGUACUACAAUUGGAGGACAAGCUACCAGCUAUGAGUGGCUGGUGUUGACAGCUGAAGCCAAAAAGGAUGCCUUCCCAGAGUUGUGGGUUCUUGCUGACAAUGUGAGUUCUAGGCCAACAUUGUCUUUGGCUUACUGUUUGCAAGGCGGGUGCACUGGGCGACUCAGUUGCGUCUUACCACUUCCCGCGACAGAGGAAAACAUGACAGGUUUGCCACUGCACAUCAGUGGUCCUUUCCAGUUGACAGAUGACCGGAGGCAUGUACAGUGGUCUGAAGAGGGAUCCCAGGCACGAGGAGCUGACGGCUGUUGGAACCACUUGCUUAUGGAAGAGAUGUUGCCUGUCUCUUGUUGCCAAAUGGUGUUGCUGGCCUCUGGCCAUUCUAGUGACCCCUAUGGGGCAUGGCCAGACCCAGACCAAAGUCAGCAACUCCGCUACAAACCUUUGAUAGCUCAAAUCUGCCAGAGGUUGAUGGACCUGAAACUGUUGGUGCGGGUUGGAGGUGGAAAUCCUCGCCUUCUCUAUCCCCGUGAAGCUGUCAUCUUGCCAGAGAAGGUGAGAGAGAAGCCAGUGGGCCUGGCACUGGAGAAGGCUCUCACUUUGGCAGGAACGUUGCUGGCAGAUGUUCCUUUCCAUGUCUGCCGAGCCCUUAUCUUGGGUGCUGGAAGUGGGCCAACAGUACAGGAAGCCACCACAAAGUUUGUGAGAGAGACUCUGCGAAGGGCGACCAACAUCUGGAGUGGGCUCUCCCUGUCAGAGAAACAGCUGCUGUUGGAGUAUGUGGUUGGAGAUGGGUGCUACCAGGAGCUGAAGGAUCUGCCACUGCUGCCAAUGGCCAAUGGGCAUUUCACCUGCUUUGGAGAUUCUGGAGACACUGUCUUUGUUGAGAACCAGAGUUUCUCUAGGAUCCUGUUACCUGGUCUGGCUCAUCAGUUUCUCCCUGAGAAUCUAAAUCCAGAAUUGCUGGAACAUCUAGAGGCAAUUGCAAAAAAAGGGUUAUUCAAGAACCUUCUGUUUUUAAAUCAAAAUAUCAUUGAACAGAACUUUCAUGAUUCUCUUCCCAAACACUGGUUCAACAGCACAUCAGUUCCAGUAAACUGGUGCCCAAAGAAAUAUCCACAACAACCCCCUCUGGAGUGGCUUACUGCUUUCUGGAAUUUCCUGAAUCGCCAUGCAUCUUCCCUGGCACCCUUCAGGGGGUGCCCACUGAUACCACUGACUCCUGUGCACAGUUCCCUCAAUGCUGUCAAGCUGGCACGGCUUUUGCCUAAAACUACUCUACUGUUUCAGAGUCACAAUGGGCACUGCUUGCCAGAUGACGUGUCUGGGAUCUUGGAGACACUGGGAUGCACUCUGAUCAAGAGCUGGGAGCCAGACUGGUGCCACCACCAGCUGAGAGAAUACAUCCUAGAACCCACGCCUGGCAGUGUCCUGCAGGUUUUUGCCCAUUUGGGGAUGGCAUCUGCAGCCAGCCAUUUGGCAUCCCUCCCUGAAUGGCAGAUUCAGAGCCUGACUGCUUUUCUUGCAACCGCUGCAAUGCUCUCCCAAAAAGAAAUGGAAAUCCUAAUGGAAUUGCCCCUGUUUUUCAAGAUGCCUUCCCUCCUUCCACCUUCCUCUCCUGGCUUGGUGCCAGCCCAGUGCUACUUGGCUUUAGAAAAACACCUUGUCCCAUCAGUACCCAUAGAUUUGUUGACACCAGAGCCCGUGCUAUUGUGUCGUAAUGAAGCUGAACGCCGGCUGCUCAUUCAAAUUCGAGGUAGUCUGCUGGGGACACCAGAACUAUGUUUGUUAUGUGUCAAAGCGAUGGGGAAGGGGACAUAUGUGAAUCGGGCACAGGAUGCCAAGAGGCUCAUGCUGUGGGUGCUACAGAAUGGGGACUCUCUCUUCAGCCAGAGUCGAGAACUACAAGCUUUAUGUCGCGACCUUCCCUUUCUGGAUUGCAAAUCAGGAGAGUUGAGUCGGCCAAUUGAUCUCUAUGAUCCUCAGAACCCCACUUUGCGGGCCUUAUUAAGACCUUGCCAGUUCCCCACAGGACCUUUUCAGGAGCCAGAAGUAUUACGAACCCUUCGUACCCUGGGACUGAAAUCUGAUCUCAGUGCUGUCUCUCCAGCUGAUGCAUUAGCAGCUGCAAAGGAAGUGAAUCAGCUGCAAGAGGAAGCAGUUGCCAAUGCCAAAUCACAGGCACUCAUUCAGAUCUGCAAUGAGACCACUCUGCUAUCACGUUUGUCUUCUCAGGAGCUGAAGCAGCUGCAGUCUCUGUCUUGGGUGCCAGCCACCAACUCCUCCAGGCUUGUGCCAGCUGGAUACUUCUGGGCACCUAAAUUGCUCUGCUCAGAUAAAUAUGCUUCUCUUGUUGGGCUGGUCAUGGGACUGACAAAUGCUUUUGGCUCACAAGCUGCAUCAAAAUUGGGUCUGGAGCACCUGCCUCCAUCUGAGAAAGUGAUGAAGAAUCUAGCUUGCCUCACCCAAGCCUAUUGCCCCCAAAAUACUCAAGAGUUAACAGCAACAUUGCACAGCAUCUAUCGGCACAUGCAGCAGCACCUGAAUGAUUUCAAGAAGCCACCUGCAGGCCCCACAGUGUGGAAUGGCAAGGGUUUUUCAUUGCCCAAGGAAGUAGUGCUUUCCUACCCCGAUGACUUGGACCUCACAACUUUGAUAGCACGAGUACCGCAGGACUUUCAGCAGUACAGCCAGUUAUUUGUGAUGUGGGGGGUCCAUCAGUCACCCACACCAGAAGAUGUAUGCCAGGCUCUGCUUGACUUGGCUGAUCAGAUCAAUUUCCGACCACAAGGGGGCACACAAGCUGAACUACUCCUUGUGACAGCUGUCUUGGAUUGGCUCUGUGGUUGUGGUCACCGGGGAGAGCAAGAAAUGCCUGUGCCAGUUCGGAUUCCAGGACUGGCUGUUUUUGCUCUUCGUCCUGCUAGUUCAGUGCUGUACUGUGAUAUGAAUCGGGCUCGGCUUGCUGAACUGGAUGGCGACCCACCUGUUUUGGUGCACGAGCUGGUCUCCUCCGCCACAGCUGCUUUCCUGGGCUUAGAGAUGCUAAGUACACGGUUGUCGGGCUUAGAGUUGUUUGAAGCCUGGGGUCCUUCAGAGCCCGUCACCCUCCGGAUCCGUAACAUCCUUCGCGAGUACAGCCAGGAUGCUGAUGUUUUCCAAGAACUCUUGCAGAAUGCGGAAGAUGCUGGUGCCCAGACUUGCCACUUCUUAAUGGAUCUCCGUCAACAUAAUGGCACCACAGGUGGACUCCUGGACCCUGGCAUGGCUGCCUGCCAGGGCCCAGCACUUUGGGCCCACAACGAUGCAUUGUUCAGCAAUGAAGACUUUACCAACAUCGUCCGACUAGGUGCUGCCACCAAGGAAAGCCAGGAUGACAAAAUUGGCCACUUUGGGCUAGGCUUCUGCACGGUCUACCACAUGACAGAUGUCCCUUCUCUCCUCAGUGGUCAUACCAUGCUCAUCUUUGACCCUAAUGUCACCCACCUUCGGAAGCAUAUCCACAGCCCUGCUAAUCCAGGCAUCCGAUUGACUUGGACCCCUCAUGUUGUCACAAUGUUCCCUGAACAAUUUCGGCCCUUCAUAGGCAUCUUUGGCUGCAAAGUUGGGGAGGAUUACCCAGGCACACUCAUCCGCCUCCCUUUCCGCACUGAGCAGGAGGCAAAAGAUUCUCAGAUCUGCCCUGAGCCCUUUGGACCCAGUCAAAUCAGAGCACUGCAAGCUGGCUUUCAGGAGAUGUACCAGUACCUCCUGAUUUUCCUGCACAAAGUGCAGGAGGUGUCAUUGACUCACCUCCCUGAUGGUUUCAGUUCUCCAGAAUUUGCCCAGCCACUGGCCACAGUGAAGAGGGAAGGGCUUCAUGAUGUAGGAACUCCCAAUAUUGUGCGAUUGACAGCAACAUGGGGGUCAGAUGUGAUUAUUAGCCAUUACUUGCUACACUUUUGUUCAGCUAAGGGAGAAGCCCAAGAGCUCUUUGAACAGGGAGAAAAAAAGGGACUCCAUUUCUCACCUCCUGUUGCUGCUGUGGCCUUGCCUCUCUGCCCUGCCACUGCAGCUGGACGAUGGGUCCCAGGUUUGCAUGGCUUUAAGGGCCGUGUCUUCUGUUUUCUCCCUCUUCCUAUUGAAAGUGGGCUCCCACUGCACCUCACAGCAGCCUUCGCUGUACUUAGCAAUCGCAAAGGACUCUGGGAUGCCACAGAGAAGGGCAAAUGGAACAGAGUACUCUUGCGGGAUUCAGUGGUGGGUGCCUGGCUCGGGGCAUUGUCUCAACUCCGGGAUAUGAACAAAGAAGGAUUGCUGGAGGACUACAAGUACUACAUCUUCUGGCCUGAUGUCCGCAGUGCUAAGCAUCCUUUCAGUGAAACAGCUAAGGCCUUCUACCAAGCCUUAGUUAAUGGUGUUGAUGGGAAGCAGCCAGUUCUGUUUUCUGAUGGGCAGAAAUGGUGCCCAGCCCGGCAUGCCUGUAUUCUGGCUGCUGACAUCAUCUCUGAGAAGCAAUUGAGUCCUAUAGCUGCCAGGAACUUCUCUUCACUGUUGCCACAACCUCAGAUGGCAGUGACUCUUCCAGACUGGGUGGAGAUGAAUUUCAAAGCAUGCACCCAAGCAGAUGUCUUCUUGUCAAACACUUACAACUGGGCACGAUUCCUCCGGGAGCUUGUUUUACCCAACCUUGCUCAGAUAGAAGUGUCUGAUCGUGAUGCCCUGAUUGUUCGUGCCCUGGAUAUGAAUGAUGCCACUGUGGAUAAGAUACUGAUCUCCCUGCCUUGCAUUCCCACCACUCCCACAGCACUGCUGAAAAAUAUUAAGGAACUUGUACACCCAGAGGGCCGUGUGGCACCUCUUUACACCCUGGAAGAUGGCUGUUUCCCCAUGGGUGAAAAGUUUCUGGAGCCACAUAGACUGUUGCGCUUGGAACGUCUUGGUAUGAUCAAACACAGGGUGGUUAUUGAGGAACUGAUAGAUCGAGCCAGAACUGUGGCAGCCUUGUGGCAUCAUGACCAACACAAGGCCCGUAGGCGAGUUCACAGUAUCUUGAACCUCCUUAAUGACCACCUCCAGGAAAGCUGCAGCAAUACAACUCAGGUCAUUUUUAGAGAAAUUCCCUUCUUGCCAGCAGUACUUCCUGGUAACUGCCACAAACUCUGCUGUCCCAGAGAGAUUUACCAUCACAAACUGCAUCCAGUGGUGGGCUUGACUGAACCAGUCCUGGACAAGGAGGCUCUUGAUAAAGAUUUUAAGUUCUCGAGUGAGCUAAAGGAGUUCUUAGGACUAAAUCGCCAGCCACCAGUAGCUACAGUGCUAAGACAACUGGAGACCGCAUCACUUUGCUCUAAUGCACUCCCCAGAGCCAUGCUAAGCAGGACAGCAAAAUACUGCUAUGCAUUCCUGAACAAAGCAAUUGAGGAAAACCCCUCAUGCCAGAUAGAGGUGUCUCAAAAGGCACAAACAUUCCCCUUUGUCCUGGUGGGUGCUGAUUUUGUAUCUGUGUGUAGGGUGGCCUGCAACCUGAGCUUUGAUGGUGCUCCAUAUCUCUUCCGUCUGCCUGAGGAGUACCAGCAGCAAAAGCAGCUGUGGAAGUGUGUGGGGCUGAAGAAUGUUUUUCAAGUGGAGGACUAUGCUACUGUGCUACAAACCUUGGCCAAGAAUGCAGGUGGACAGUCUCUUCCCAAAGAGCAACUGGAUCUCGUGUUUAGAUUGAUCACUGUAGGGUUAGUGGAAGCCUUGCCAGAGGGUCAAGAGCUAGAUUCUUAUCAGGCCCAAAGCAUCUUUUUCCCAGACCAAAAGAAAGUCCUAUAUCCACUGCCCAAGCUGCACUUUGAUGAUACGCCAUGGCUGCCACGUGAGAAUGGGAUGCUGCUGUGCCAUGCCAGGAUUUCACGAGAUAUUGCCACACGCUGUGGUGUCCCUACCACAAAGCACUGCAUCUUGUCACGCCGGCGGAUCCAGGGUCUCUCUCGCUGGGUCACAGAUUUUGGAGCCAAAGAAAACCUCUGCACUCGGUUGGCCAACAUCCUCCGUGACUACUCUUCUUCCCAGGAUGUGCUGAAGGAGUUGCUGCAGAAUGCAGACGAUGCUGGUGCAAGUGUUGUCCACUUCCUUUGGGACCAGCGUCAGCACCCGACUGAGCGCACCUUCAGUGAUGAGUGGAAUGUUCUUCAAGGCCCGGCACUUUGCAUCUAUAAUGAUCGCACCUUCCAGAUUAGUGAUAUUGAAGGGAUCCAGCGCUUAGGCUCUGGGGGGAAAGGGGAAAGACGGGAUGCUACAGGCAAAUAUGGGCUAGGCUUCAACACGGUUUUCCACUUGACUGACUGCCCUGCUUUUAUAACUGGGGACAGUGCUCUCUGUGUCUUCGACCCUACGUUGCGCUACCUCCCUGACUCUGAUGACAUCUCCCCUGGUGGAAAGUACAGCCUCACUAAAGAUUUCAAAGAUGCCUUUCCAGAUGUUUAUAAUGCCUUUUUGCCUGAUGUGUUUGACCUGGAAUGUGGCACGGUUUUCAGAUUACCCCUGCGCACUCCUGCAGAUGCUGUCACCUCUCCCAUCUGGAAGACCCCUGUGUCUGAAAAAGACAUGGAAAAUAUGGUGUUGGCUCUAGGAGAAGAAGCAGAAUGCCUUCUGAUGUUUCUGAAUCAUGUUCGCUCUGUGGUGUUUUCUGUGAUAAGCAAGACAGGAAGGGAACCGAAGGAAGUGCUGUGGGUAAAGACAGAAGGUGGUGAAGAUGAAAGGCUGGAGUACCAAAAACAUCUGCAGCAGGCAGCUGCAGCAGGAGGCAUAGAAGAGGGCAGGCCCAAAAGGGUCUUCUACAAAAUGAAGGUGAAUAAUAGUUUCUCCAAUGCUUCUAGCAGUUGGUUGGUUGGUAGGCAGAUUGGUGUGGAGAAGACAGACAUCACAGAGGGCAUGUUGCUGCCACAUGGUGGUGUGGCUGCUUGUCUUAAUGGACAACCAUCGGGUAGGGCCUUCUGUACACUUCCUCUGCCAGUGAAUACGGGACUCCCAAUCCACAUCAAUGGCAACUUUGCAGUAAAUUCAUCUCGACGUGACUUGAGGAAGGAUGAUGACAAAGGCAAUGUCAGCAUGGCAUGGAAUCACUUCCUACUGCGCUGUCUUGUGGCUCCUUUGUAUUGCCAGCUCCUCGAGGAGCUGCGGCAGGCUCUGGGGAAAGUGCCCUUGACGUUCCACUCCCUACUGGCAUGUCAGCAACAUCUUGAUUCCAGCUAUUUGAGGUAUUUUCCAUGUGUAACCAAAGAUGUCCCCCCACUUUGGCAAAAGCUGGUUACCCAUGUGUAUGAACUUGCAUAUGGGGAGAAGCUUCCAUUGGUACCAGUAUACCAAAAGCAGACUAAUUAUGCAUCUAGAACAGAAGUAGUGAAUGUGUACUGGAGCAUACCCAAACUGGGCUACCCAACCAGAGAUCCUUAUUUCUUGCAGUCUGAGAUAAAAGAUUAUUUCCUUGAGCAGGCUCUCCAGAAUCUGGGCAUGCACUUAGUCCCUGCCUUCCUGCGUCUGCAGGACAUCCAUACUGAAUUUCUCAGGGCAGAAAUUGAUGUCCUAACCCUUGAUCCUCCUUCCCUCUGCCACUUCCUGAAGAAUCUACCUGACUUCUCCUUGCCAUACCCCCUUGAACAAACACUGAUGAAGACACAGUACAGCUGCUCUGCUCUCCUGAAUUUAUGCCUCCGUGAGCUUCCUGAGGAGAGCAGCUUUGUGGAAGGUCUCCCUUUACUGGUGACAAAGGAUGAUAUGCUGAGGUGCUUCAUUCAGGAGAAGCCUGCAUACCUGAGUGGAGUUUCCCAUCUUUUCCCACACCACCAGGAUCACUUCUCUGCCUACCUCAGUUCAGAGGCCACUCAGAAGUUAGUAAAGAUGGGGUUCUUGAAGGAUUUCACUCUUUCUGAAUCAGUGCACUACAUCCAGGAAAUGCUGGAACUGGACAACUGGUCCAGUGAUGUUGAGCACCAGAAAUGGCUGCGUGAGAUGUGGGAAUUCUUUGAGACAGAGAUCUGCAAGUCUAAGGAUAAAGACAAAAUGAACCAGGCAUUUGCAGUGCUAGUUAUCCUCUUCAAAGGCUGUCCUUUACUUCCAGUGCGGGGCUGUAGUACAUCCCUCAAUCCACUUGAAAGCCUCAAUACUAUUCUGUAUGAUGACUCAAGUGAAGUUUCUAAUAUCCUUCAGGAGCUGGGUUUUGCCAUGUUAGAUUCCUCCCUGUUGCCUCCAAAACUCACUGAAUACUGUAUCCGGCCACAUCUAUUCGAAAUAAAGAAUCCUGUUGUUGUGCUGGCACAACUGUCUGCUAGUAGUAGCCUCUCUUGGGAUAAACUCAAACUCAAACCAUUCAAAUUUGACAGACUCUUGGAAUUCCUGAGCAGCAAUCUGGAGGAGUUAGAAAGAGAUUGUAAAUUACUUAACAAGUUGAAAGCCUUGCCUGUGUUUGAGACUCAUCAAGGAAAGCGUGUUUCACUGGCUUUCUAUGAAAUUAUAUAUCUCUUGGAGUCAAAGAUUUCAAAGGAGUCCAAAAACUUCAAGGAGCUUUACAAAGUAGAUAGGAAGACUCUUUUGCUGAGGGACAGUUGGAUUAACCGCCAUCUCAGUAAAUGCUUGGGUAUUGGUGUCAUGAAUGAUUUGCAGCAGUUCGUACAGCAGCUUCUGCCUCUGUUGCCCAGGCUUCCUGAGGCCCGUGUUCUAGAGGCUGUGAAGUUACUCCUCACCAUCACGGCACAUUAUAAUCAAGAGUAUGAGGCUAAGAAAAAAGUCAUAGUAUCAAAGUUUCAGUCUUUUGCUUUUAUCCGGGACAAGGAGAAUGAGUUGCGUCAUGCAUCCUACUUCUAUGAUGAAGAUGAACCACUUUUCUUGGAGCUGGGAAUGAGCUCUCGGUUUGUACCAAAUAAAUUCUAUGAAUCCGUGUCAACAGGUGAUAAAUGGAGGGUGAAAAAAUUUUUACGUGAUGUGGGCUUGCAGAAGGUAAUCUCUGAAAAUGACUUUCUGAAGUGUGCUACCCAAGUUGAAAGGGAUGCACUGAUGUAUGGUCCCAUAUCCCAUGAGCUCCCCCGAAGAAGGAGAGCACUUUUGAACCAUUUGCUUUCCACACCAAAAGACACUCUGUCAGAUGCCUUUAUGGAAAAAGUGUCCAAGAUCCGUUUCCUAAGGCAACGUCCCAUCUCUGAUGAACUGUGUUGCCUGCACCCACCCUAUGUCCCUUGCAAUGCCCCACUGGCACCCAAAGGUUCUCUGUACCUUUCAGACAGUGUAGAAUUGUUCUGGACUUCAGCAGCUGCUCUGUCUUGUCCUGUCUAUGUUGGAAUAGAUGGAACUGACAUUCUGAAACGACUUGGGGUGUUGUGCACCUUGCCUGUCCAGUUGGUCUUGAAAAAUCUGAGCAAUGUAUGUCAGGCAUCAUGUGUUACCCCUAAAGCCACAGAAACUCGGGCACAAGUCCUAACGCAGAUGUAUGCAUUCUUGUCUGAAGAGAAAGAAAUAGACACCAACUGUCUAAAGGGACUCCCUGUGAUACUGGUAGAUAACAAAGAAAUAGCCGAGGCCCAAAAGGUGGUGGUCUCAUUAAAAUACCCACAUGACUUCUGGCCUUACCUUUACAAGCUGCCUGCAAAGCUGACUGCCUAUCUGGAUCUCCUGGAGAAAUUUGGUGUUCAGACCGAGCCAAGCAUCUGUCAUUAUGCCAGUGUUCUGGCCCAAAUUCAUGAGGAGACGGUAGAACGAAUCCAGCUGCAUCCCAAUCUCACUAAAACAGUGCUUAGGGCUACUCAAUUCCUCUUCCAGCUCUUAGAAGAAGCAGAGAAGCCAGUGGAUUUCUCAGCGCUGAAAGAACUGCACCUGCCUUGUAUUGAUGGGAAGCUGUACCCAUCAAACACCCUCAUCUUCAGUUGCGACUGGUCUGGACAAGAGUCCGAGAACUUGCAGAGGACUUUUCGCUUUCUUCUGGAUCUUUCUGAAUGCUCCUUAGCCCAUGACAAGUAUGAGCAGUGGAGGCUUUUGCGUCGGCUCCCUGAGGCAUUGCGCCCCAAGAACUUUUCUGACAUCACUCAAGAGCAGCUAGAGGAGUCCUCCCUGAAACUUUGUCCCUAUAGGGAACACUGUGAGUCCCGGAACUGCCUGAAAGAACUUCUCAUUUCUCUUGAGUUCCAGUGGGCCUUUAUUGCGCUGCUGAAAUGGCAGGACACAGCAAAGCCAGUAGAAACAGAGAAGAUGGAGCGCAUAUGGGAUGAAUUCUUCUCACCAGAGCGACUAGAGGUGGUUUGUUAUGAAAAGCUGUGCACCAUCACAGUGCACAACGCACAGCCUCUUGAGGGAAUUCAGCGUGCCAAGCUGGUGCAUGUUGUGAUGCUACCAGGUGACAAGUGUCAGGUUUACCUUGCACACCAGGAGAGAAUGAAUCAAGAUGAGGCUGUGCAUGUCUCUGGCAUCCUAGCCAAAGAAGUGAAUAGGCUUCUGGGAGAAAGACUCCAUCAGGAUGCUAUGAUGAUCCUCAUGCAAAUUCUGGUUUGCCAGGGGCCUCAGAAGAUUGCUGGAGUGCUGAAGAGAAACCAAGUGCCUUUGCAUCAGCCCACCCACCGAAAUGCUUAUAGCCUGCCACCUGCUGGAGAGGAAAUCCCUGAGGAAUGGCAUGACAGCUUGGACAUGAACAUCCUCCAUAUCUUUGUGCCAGGAGAUUAUGUGGGUUACCUAGACUCUUCCCAGCUGAAAGAAUGUUACCUGUAUGCUGUAGUCCUUGAAGCUCUUGGUCCACAGCAGAGCGGUGGUGGCCAAGUCUCCAUGUACCGUGUUGAUUUGGGAGGAGGGAAGAAAGCAGAUGUCAGUGCCCAUGACCUUUAUCAUUUCCGAAGGAACAGCCGAGUUGCUGACUUGAAUAAAUCUCUGGUCUUGGCAGAAAUUUCCCCUAGUUCUGGCAGCGCUGCAAGCCCAUCUGCAUGUAGUGAUUGGUACCAAAAGCCUUUGAGGGAGGUGAAAAAAGAGGUGGAUGCCCGUCUAGCUGAAAUUUGGUGUCUGUCAGAGGAAGAGAGGAAGAAGGCUGUAAGAAGACUCUAUCUCUGCUACCACCCUGACAAAAAUAUAGGUCAGGAGGAUUUGGCCAAUGAAAUAUUCAAAUAUCUUAAGGAAAGGAUCCAGGAGAUGGAGAACAAGGGUAAGCUAAGUAGUAGUAGUAAUUCCUACAAGAGAAACAACUGGAACUUUUCAAAAUUUUGGGCUGAAUGGGAUGAGCAAGCUCAUAGCCAUCACCACAGACGUCAGGAAUUCACCAGGCAGAGAUGGGGAAGAAGAGGAGGAGGAGGAGGAGGAGGAGGAGGAGGACAUUGCAACUAUGACUUCUGGUCAUUCCAUCAGAGGGGAACAAAUUAUUCAAAGUAUCAGUCAAGACGCCUUUGUGGAGAAGAAGCCAAGCGCUGGCUACGGCAAGCCGAGUGUGAUCUGCGGGCAGCAGCUGGUAUAGCUGGGAAUGGCAGCACCGAAUGGCUGUUCUACAUGACAUACCGGGCAGUGGAGAAAGCCCUGACAGCAGUUGUAUACAGUGAGGGAGGACACUUUGACAAGAGCCAGUCUCUUGCCAUGCUGGCUAGAAAGGCAGCAUCCUGGGGUGCUGAGCUAGCACAGCUCCCUGACCAGAUAGCUGAGCUCCAAAAGCUUGGUGUAGAUGACAAGACAACCCAGUACCCCAGCUUUCAUGAUUUGCCGACCAUUCCCAAUGAGGCCUUCCAGGCGUGCAAAGAGCAAGAUGUGUUGCUCUUAGCUCGUGAAAUCCUAAAUACUGUGAAGAAUUGGCUUGGACAGUAAUGAGAGCUGAGGAUCUUUGUUUUAAAAGACUUUGGCCAACAUUUUUUUUACAACACAGCAGGAUUUCUCACAAAACCUAGGGACCAAGUCUUUUGUAACAAGAACAAGGGAGUGGACGCAGGAAAUGGGGGGGGGGACUUUUCUACCUUCAAAUUAUAUCUACGGUAACUCCUUGGUAUACUGGGCACCUGUGAAUUUAGAAUUUUCCUUUUCUUUUUAAUGGUCUGGGGAUGCACAAAUAUUCAGUGUCUCAUUGAAGCGUACUUGAUGGGAAAGUAUGUGCAUAGUAUUACUAAACAUGCAGUCACUGAACCCUUGGAAACCCUUGAUCUGUGUUAAUACUUUACAAUGUUUUUGAAAAAUGCAUGUUACCUCUUAGAGAACAAGUUGCACGGCUGACUGUAGGGAGAAUAGUUAUAUGUAUAAAAGUGGGAUUAAAUUAUUAUUCCUGAAUGCAGACAGAAUCUUCUUGUUUUUUUGCAUCAAUAAACUUUGUUUUGUUA
Molecule: messenger RNA, 13293 nt
Organism: Sceloporus undulatus (fence lizard)
Lineage: Eukaryota; Metazoa; Chordata; Lepidosauria; Squamata; Phrynosomatidae
Product: sacsin-like
Exons: 8
Coding region: 155-12790 (4211 amino acids)
Molecular function (GO): Hsp70 protein binding
Source: RefSeq, a predicted model, not a curated record